Molecule: messenger RNA, 1659 nt
Organism: Raphanus sativus (radish)
Lineage: Eukaryota; Viridiplantae; Streptophyta; Magnoliopsida; Brassicales; Brassicaceae
Product: zinc finger CCCH domain-containing protein 59-like
Exons: 6
Coding region: 72-1406 (444 amino acids)
Molecular function (GO): metal ion binding; protein binding
Source: RefSeq, a predicted model, not a curated record
ACUGUGGAUCAUCAUGGGUGAAGCAAGAUCGUCUCUGUGGGUACAGUCUGCUAAAGUUAGUGUUUUUCUCAAUGUGUUUUUAUAGUAUGAGUUACUACAAGGCUCCAAGGAGAUACUCAAAUGGAAGGAACUUUGGAGUGGAAACACAUCAAGGUUUUGCAGCUGAUAUAGUUCCCAGAAGACCUUAUGGCAAUAGGAUGAACAAGGGUCCAAAUAAGUGGUCCAGGAAUCUGGUCUGGACGGCAUCAGAUGACAACAUGCCUAGGAAGAAUGGUAGCACUUAUGGGUCAACAAAACCACAAGGUUCAGGCACAUCAGCUAAUGUGUCAGAGCAGCAGAUGAAGAAUGCUGCGCAUGGUCAAAGAGGCUCGUCUGUUUCAGACACGAGAAGGUGGGGGUCUAAUGAUAAAGGCAGUCCCAAGUCAAAGGAAUGUGUGUGUAAGUUUUGGAAAGCUGGAAACUGCAAGAAAGGUGAUCAGUGCUCAUUCUUGCACUCUUGGACUAGCCUCCCCGGAAUGGUCAUGGUAGCUGCUCUUGAAGGACACAAGAAGGAUCUAAAGGGGAUUGCCCUUCCUCAGGGUUCAGAUAAGCUCUUUUCAGCCAGUAGCGAUGGUACAUUAAAAAUAUGGGACUGCCACACUGGCCAGUGUGCUCAUACAAUCAACCUCCAGGCUGAAGCAGGCUCGUUAAUGAGUGAAGGCCCAUGGGUUUUCCUUGGCUUGCCGAAUGCUGUUAAGGCUUUUAACGUUCAGACCAGUAAAGAUUUGCAUCUUAACGGAGUGGUUGGUCAGGUCCGUGCUAUGACUGUUGGUAAUGGAAUGCUUUUUGUUGGGACAAGUUCUGGUAGUAUAUCUGUCUGGAAAGCAACUAACUCCGAGUCUGAUCCUUUCACAUAUCUCACAUCUCUGGAGGGACACCAUAGCGGUGAAGUCACAUGCUUUAUUGUUGGAGGCCAGCAACUAUACUCUGGUUCUGUUGAUAAAACAAUAAAGGUGUGGGAUCUCAAUACACUGGAAUGUACAACGACACUGAGGCAACAUACCGACACUGUCACCUCCCUCCUAUGUUGGGAUCAAUAUCUCAUUUCGUCUUCUUUGGACGGGACCAUCAAAGUCUGGGCUUGUUCUGAAAAUGGCAGUUUGAAAGUUACUAAUACACGCAGACAAGGACAAAGUGUGCAUACUCUUAGUGGAAUAACCGAUGCAGAGGACAAACCUAUUGUAUUCUGCUCUUACGAAAACGGAACAGUCAGUAUAUGUGAUCUACCAUCGUUUGAAGAGAGAGGAAAGAUGUUCUUCUCUACAAACACGGUCGGCACAAUCACAAUUGGUCCUGACGGAUUGUUAUUCACCGGAGACAAGAGUGGGAAGCUGCGUGUUUGGAGUUUAGCUGGCACCAAAGUUUAGCCAUUUAAAGGAAAAGAAAAAAAGUUUAGCCAUUUUACCAUUCUUGGUUGAUUUAAUAUGUACAUACAUACCUUUGAUAUGAGUUACGAGAUUGUCCUUAAUUUAAUGACUCGGAUACUAAAUAUCCAUGCAUUAAAGUAAAAUAUCAUGUGCUUUCAGGCUUUGUUUUUAUGUCACACAUAACUCACAAGUUACGGUACUACUUGCAACUUCGUCUUCAUAACACCACAAAAAUUCUAAAACACCUCAAUAA